Paramacrobiotus metropolitanus is the source of this 2440-nucleotide messenger RNA. RefSeq names its product ADP-ribosylation factor-binding protein GGA3-like. Gene Ontology annotation, biological process: intracellular protein transport; vesicle-mediated transport. Gene Ontology annotation, molecular function: small GTPase binding; phosphatidylinositol binding; ubiquitin binding. The record is from RefSeq and is a predicted model, not a curated record. The transcript is spliced from 13 exons. The coding region runs from base 220 to 2100 and encodes 626 amino acids. Gene Ontology annotation, cellular component: trans-Golgi network. Lineage: Eukaryota; Metazoa; Tardigrada; Eutardigrada; Parachela; Macrobiotidae.
CCUGAUUUACUGCUAGUCGCUAUGGCUUGGACCUUGAUCCCAAAAACUUUUUCAAAAACUUAAAAAAAGCAUUAGAUAUUUUUUAUUUUUGAAGAAUACACACCAGCACGAAGCAAAAUUUUUCGAUGUAUCUGUUUUAACGUGCUUUGCUUGAUGAUAAAAUACUGAUUGCUGACUGCUGUUGCAUUCCCGGAAAGGACGUAUCAUUUAUGGUGUAAAAUGCCUAUGGUAGAGGGAGAAAACUUCGUGGUGAAACUCACGGAUCCCCGAGCCUUAAGUCAUGAACAAGAUGUCGAAGAUGCGUUUAUUAAGAUCCUUCAAGCCGACCUCGGUGUGCUGGCACACUGUCUCAAAUUUCUUGCCCAUAAGGUGCAGUCACCAUGCGAGCGUGAGGCUCUGAAGUCCAUCGCACUGUUGGACACUCUGGCGAGACGAGGCGGGAGAACCGUUCAGUCGGAAAUUGGAAAAUUUCGCUUUCUAAACGAAUUAAUAAAAGUUGUGUCUCCUAAAUAUUUGGGAGAAAAAACUGCGGAAUCUGUUAAGAAGAAGACUGUGGAAUUACUGUACUCCUGGAGCCAGUUGAUGCGGUACGAGCAGAAGAUCGUGGAGGCGUACAAUAUGCUCAAACAGCAAGGAAUCAUCAAAGAGGAUCCGGUCGUCUUUGAAGCACCGCCUCCCCCGCCACCCCGAGUUAAAAACCCCAUUAUGGAGGACGAAGAACGAGCUAAGCUUUUGCGGCGCCUGCUACAAAGUAAAGAUCCUGCUGAUAUGGUGGCUGCCAAUCGUCUGAUCAAAAGCAUGGUUCGGGAGGAUGAUCAACGCGUGGAGAAGGUUGUCCGCCGGCAUUCCGAUCUGAUUCAAAUUAAAGAGAGCGCCGACUUGCUACUGGAUAUGAUGAAGCAUUUUUCUUCCGGAUCUAGUACCCUUGCGGAAAGGGAAACUAUGCGGCAGCUGUUCGAGACCUGUGAACAACAUAGGCCACGCGUAUUUAAAUUAGCAGCCGAAACUGCUGAGAGCAACACUGAAACGGACGAUGGUCCAAAUUUGGCGGACAUUCUUGCCACAAGCGAUGAACUGACUGAAGCUAUCCAGCAGUACCGCGCUUUAGGUUUGUCUGCAGAAACGUUUGACGAGAAGGGGAAAGCCCAGACGUCUGCGCCGUCAACGCUUCCAGCAGAACUGCUGUCGCUGGAUUCGGCUUCUACAAGCCAUGUACCUUCUGGACCAAUGCCUCCACCGCCCAAAGACGAUGUGCUAUCCAUCUUAGACGAGGUGUUCAGCAUGUCCAGCACCAGUAUGCCGACGCCGCUGGUUGCUGUUUCGCCAGGAUCAAAGCUCCCCACAGCAUCCAGCAGCUCGUCGCUUUCCGGUUCCAAUGCGGGACCCGAUAGUGCGACUGCGAACAGCAAAGCUGAUCCUACUCUUGUAUCCCCUUCGUCCACGCGUAAAACUUUGGUGGAAUUUGAUGACGUUACUCAUAGCUUUCUUGGAGGUUUGAGUCUCAGCGAUAAAGGCAGCGGCGGUCGGGGAUUUCAGAUUGAAACGAAGCCAAAACGCACUUUAAAUGAAAUGCAGCGCGAACCGGCAGCAUUCGAUAAGCAAGAUAUUCCGGCGCAACGGGCGGCGGGUUCUGGUGAUGAUGAGUUAAUUAACGACAGGCAACUAUCAAAAAAGACAGGCAGUCCGCCCACCUUCCCCUCCCAGAAUGGCGAUGUCGAUGUCCCGGCACCUAUAGAUGGGAUAGCCGUCGCUGUUAAUGAUCUUCAAUUAAGUGCAGUACCUCCGGUGACGGCAUAUGAUCAGAAUAAACUGAACGUUUCCAUACAUGUGGCGAAGAAUAAACCAAGAAAGGAUUGUUACGUCCUUGUUGCAACUUUUGCCAAUUUGAACACAUCGCCCAUUAGCCAACUGCAGUUUAACGUCUCUGGAUCUAAGACAAUGCGAGUCAAAGUGCAAUCUGAAUCGGCAUUCGACCUGCCACCGUACAAUCCUAUAUUUCCUUCCAGUCCAGCGCUGCAGGUUAUCAUUGUGGCGAAAUCCGAGCGGGUACGUUGUGCUCGGCUAACCGUGCGUACUGCGUUAAAAACAGGAGAGCACUAACUGUUGUAGUGAUCGGUUCAUUUGAAGGAUUUGUUGAGACUACAGUAUAAUUUGAAGUUUUCUUUGGAAAAUCGAACAAUAACGGAUAAUGGAGGAUUCGAGUUCUGAACUUGCGGUCGGGAUUUUGGCGAUUGAUUUUUUGUGCUAGUCGCGUUCAGCUCUUCUGGAAUUACGCGUUUUCGUUGAUUAUUAUGGAAAAUAUACUUGUGAUGGUUGAAACAUUCUUGAUUAAACCCGUAGUUUUUCUGUGUUUGCUGUUAAGUAUUUAUUAAUUUAUCUGGUUGACCGUUAUUGUCAAUGUCGGAAAAUGCAAGUUAUUAAAUGAAAAAUGCUAUUACAA